AUGUCACUGCACAAGAAGCAAAAGAUUGGGGAUUCAAUCAUUAUUAGUCAGCUUCAAAAUAACUUAGUGGUGGAGGACGUCCGGACCCUCCCUGGCUACAACAUCCAGAAGGAGUCGACUCUGCACUUGGUGCUCCGUCUCGGUAGUGGCACCAAGAAGCGUAAGAAGAAGACCAACACCAAGCCCAAGAAGAUCAAGCACAGACACAAGAAGGUGAAGCUCGCCGUCCUCCAGUUCUACAAGGUCGACGAUUCCGGAAGGGUCCAGAGGCUAAGGAAGGAGUGCCCCAAUGCUGAGUGCGGCGCCGGAACUUUCAUAGCCAACCAUUUCGAUAGUCACUAG
Molecule: messenger RNA, 342 nt
Organism: Pyrus x bretschneideri (Chinese white pear)
Lineage: Eukaryota; Viridiplantae; Streptophyta; Magnoliopsida; Rosales; Rosaceae
Product: ubiquitin-40S ribosomal protein S27a-like
Exons: 2
Coding region: 1-342 (113 amino acids)
Biological process (GO): translation
Cellular component (GO): ribosome
Molecular function (GO): structural constituent of ribosome
Source: RefSeq, a predicted model, not a curated record